CGUCUUCUUCCCUUCAGUUUCAAGGAGAGCAAUCGAAGUAGAUGGACACAGUCAGUGGAUAUGGAAUAAACUCCCCCUCCUCAGUCCUCAGCGAUCACACAACAACGCUUCAUCUCUUUUUUCUAUUAAAAAAAAUUAAAUCAAAUUAGAUCAUAUCCCCGACCCUUUGAAUAUAUCUCCUCCUCCUAUUUAAGGCGCCCUUUCUUCCAGAAUUCUUUCAUCAAUCAACAAUCCCACAGAAACCCUAAUUAAUAAUAUUAGUCCUCCUGUCAGUUGAUACAGAUUAUUCAUAUAUAUACAUCGAUGGCGUCGGGGGACAAUGGUGCCGGGAACAGGAAGGCCUGCGUGGUCGGGGGGACUGGGUUCGUGGCGUCGCUGCUCGUCAAGCUGCUGCUCGAGAAGGGCUACUCCGUAAACACCACCGUGAGAGACCCAGAGAACCAGAAGAAAGUGGCUCACCUUGCCGAAUUACAGAGCCUCGGCGACUUGAAAAUUUUCCGGGCAGAUCUAACCGACGAGGACAGCUUUGAUGCUCCUAUUGCGGGCUGUGAAUUCGUCUUCCAUGUCGCGACCCCAGUCAACUUCGCUUCACAAGAUCCAGAGAAUGACAUGAUCAAGCCUGCAAUCCAAGGAGUCGUGAAUGUCCUAAAGGCCUGCGCGAAGGCGAAGACUGUCAAACGAGUGGUUUUAACGUCGUCAGCAGCAGCUGUGUCGAUCAAUACGCUUCAGGGGACAGGUUUAGAGAUGGAUGAGAAGAACUGGACCGAUAUCGAGUUCUUGACUUCCGAGAAGCCCCCAACUUGGGGGUAUCCAGCUUCCAAGACACUCGCUGAGAAGGCGGCUUGGAAGUUCGCGGAGGAGAACAACCUCGAUCUCAUCACUGUUGUCCCAACUCUCAUGGCAGGUCGAUCCCUCACUCUCGACGUCCCCAGCAGCGUCUGCCUUGCCAUGUCUCUGCUUACAGGGAAUGAAUUCCUGAUAAACGGUCUGAAGGGAAUGCAGAUGCUGUCAGGAUCGAUCUCAAUAACACACGUUGAGGAUGUCUGUCGGGCACACAUCUUUGUGGCUGAGAAAGAAUCUGCUUCAGGUCGGUACAUCUGCUGUGCUACCAACACCAGUGUUCCCGAGCUUGCGAAGUUCCUCAGCAAAAGAUACCCACAGUACAAAGUCCCGGCAGACAGGUUUGGAGAAUUCCCCGCAAAGCCCAAGCUUGUAUUAUCGUCGAAGAAGCUAACCAAAGAAGGAUUCAGCUUCAAGUACAGUAUAGAGGACAUCUACGAUCAGUCUGUGGAAUACUUUAAGGAGAAAGGGCUGCUUCUCGACUGAAGCGUUGCUUUAACUUCGGGUUCGGCAGUUACUAGCUAAUGGCUUGUGGGAGGUCUCAAGUCUGGUUCUUGCUCACUGUCUUGUGAGUAGCAUUUCGUUCGAAAUCAUAAAUUAUGUAGCUGGCCUAACGUACGCUCCUUUGAGCGGAAAUGAAGGGAGUGGUACUGUUUUAAGAUGUUAAGGUCUAUGUUAUCUCUGAGAUGUUUGGUCAGAGGAAUGAAGAGAUCAAUAAUUCAUGUUUAGAA
Punica granatum (pomegranate) is the source of this 1571-nucleotide messenger RNA. Lineage: Eukaryota; Viridiplantae; Streptophyta; Magnoliopsida; Myrtales; Lythraceae. The record is from RefSeq and is a predicted model, not a curated record.